Molecule: messenger RNA, 921 nt
Organism: Telopea speciosissima
Lineage: Eukaryota; Viridiplantae; Streptophyta; Magnoliopsida; Proteales; Proteaceae
Product: bidirectional sugar transporter SWEET14-like
Exons: 6
Coding region: 1-921 (306 amino acids)
Biological process (GO): carbohydrate transport
Cellular component (GO): membrane
Molecular function (GO): sugar transmembrane transporter activity
Source: RefSeq, a predicted model, not a curated record
AUGGGCAUUGUUGUUGCAGUUCAUCAUCCGUGGGUGUUUGCUUUCGGUCUCUUAGGGAACAUCAUAUCCUUCAUGGUCUACCUCGCGCCAUUGCCGACGUUUUAUGGAAUAUACAAGAAGAAAAAAACAGAAGGGUUUGAUUCAUUGGCGUACGUAGUAGCAUUAUUGAGUGCAAUGCUAUGGAUGUACUAUGCAUUCCUCACCUCCAAUGACGCUAAUUACCUUCUCAUCACCAUCAACUCUAUUGGAUGCGUAAUCGAGUCCAUUUACAUUACCAUUUUCCUGGCUUAUGCACCCAAAACUGCCAAGAUUCAAACGGCAAAGCUGAUUCUGUUGUUGAACCUUGGGAUGUACAGUUUGAUACUACUUCUCACUCUCUUGUUAGUGAAAGAACCAAUUUCCCGCGUCCGGAUUGUUGGUUGGGUCUGUGUUGCAGUUUCUGUCACCGUUUUCGCAGCGCCUUUUAGUGUUAUGAGGAUGGUUAUACGAACAAAGAGUGUGAAGUUCAUGCCAUUUCCUCUAUCAGUCUUCCUCACUUUAAGUGCAGUAAUAUGGUUCUCUUAUGGUUUACUAUUGAAGGACUUGUACAUUGUGCUACCAAACACAUUGGGCUUCAUAUUGGGGGUCAUCCAAAUGGUGAUGUACAGAAUCUACAAGAACAAUGACAAAGUAAAAGGACACUUAGAAGAGAAGACGCCGGAGGAGGAGGAGCAUACGAUCAAUGUUCUCAAUCUCAAACAAAGCACAAUGGAGAUUUCCGAUUUGCAAAAAAUUUGUAAUGGAAAUGAUCUGGAGGAAGAACAGAAGCAGAGGGUGAACGAAACAGCCGACGACCACCACCACCUUCAAAAAACCAUGGGAACCUCAACCCCAACCGGAGUCGACGACGAGGACGUCCAAAUUAUUGUGUGUCAAGUUUGA